Messenger RNA from Cadophora gregata, 1299 nucleotides. RefSeq lists its product as uncharacterized. The coding region runs from base 1 to 1299 and encodes 432 amino acids. The transcript is spliced from 2 exons. The record is from RefSeq and is a predicted model, not a curated record. NCBI's taxonomy places the organism in Eukaryota, Fungi, Ascomycota, Leotiomycetes, Helotiales, Ploettnerulaceae.
AUGAUCUGGGAAUAUUUUGGGAAUUUGGAAUUGAUGUUCUCAGAUCCUAGAUUUCACGACCUAGCGGCAGUUUUCACGUAUUCUGGAGAAGCAUUUGCGGAUCGCAGAUUCAAAGGCUUGCAUCAGUUCAUUGUCAUGGAUCACAUGAGGAGGGAGAGAAGAAAUUCCGGGAUACUCUUUCGUGGCAUUCCAUUGGUGGCUAUACUUCGACGUACGUCUACUUUCCAUUCGACGGUACCGGUCGACAAGAUAUUUGCCGUUUUAGCUUGUGUGGAGAGAUUUGAGACUGAGUUGAAAGAACUUAUCGAUUAUACGGCCCCGCUGAAAACGACGCUUUUAAGAGUGGCGCGUCACCAGUUACACCACGGAAAGCAGCUAGAAAGCUUGUCAUAUGCUGGUAUUGGGUGGUUGAGGGAUGAUUUACCGAUAAAUACAAAAGAACGGGUGGAAACUCCUUCAUGGGUUGUUGAUUGGUCUCUUCCUCGAUGGGAAGCCGGCACUGUAUCCAUUUCACCACAGCGCGGAACGCCAUACAGGGCAGGUACCAGCAAGCGGGCAAUGAUUUCAGGACACGAGACUGUCAAAGAUGAGGAAGAAGAAUUUGUCACGAAAGUGAAGAUACGCGGCCAAGUUCUGGACAGAUUUCAAUGCCUCACUUCGGUUUGUGAUUCCAAUCAAGAAUCAGAUGAUGCUGCCUCGAUCCUCAUCGCUUUACCCAAACAAAUGAGUUGGUUUCAAGAAGUAGAAGACUUCAUCGCUACUCAUUUAUCCUCCAUCACCCAAGGGGAAGGACAAGAGAUCAUGUGGAGGGUCCUGGUCGGUGAUCGGGUACCCAACACGCGGCCAGCGCCUCCUUCGUACGGGAAGCACUUCCAGAUGAUGCGAACAAGUUUACUUGGCCUCCAAGCCUUCGUUGAAGAACAUGGACCGGAAGACUUACCGAAACUCAUGCAAGCAAUUCGUGAUCAUGGCCCGUUUGGCGAGGUGUUUACGCCUGGAGAAUUUGGAGACGUAACGAGAGAUAUGAUACGUGGUGAUGCGUUAUGGGAAAGUCCCGCCUUCCCGAGGAGAAUCGCGGUCACACAAGAGAUGGGUUGUCUCGGGAUGGUUCCGAAGGAAACAAGGGCUGGGGAUUUGCUGGUUCUUUUCUGGGGUGCCCAAGCUCCGUUCGUUCUCAGAGAGAGGUUUAGCGUGGAUGGCGCGAAGGAAUACCAGAUUGUGGGAGAGUGCUAUGUGCAUGGAGUGAUGGAUGGAGAGGGUGUUGGUAAAUACGAGGAGCAGGACUUUGUAAUUUCCUGA